Molecule: messenger RNA, 855 nt
Organism: Arachis stenosperma
Lineage: Eukaryota; Viridiplantae; Streptophyta; Magnoliopsida; Fabales; Fabaceae
Product: signal peptidase complex subunit 3B-like
Exons: 5
Coding region: 213-716 (167 amino acids)
Biological process (GO): protein targeting to ER
Cellular component (GO): signal peptidase complex; membrane
Source: RefSeq, a predicted model, not a curated record
GACAGUCACCGAAAAACAAAGCAGCAAAAGACAGCGUCCACCAUUCACGGCGCCUCAAGCUCCUGCUCCACUGUCCGCGAUUAACUGCGCCUGGAGCUCCGCCGCUCGCCAUUCACCACGCCCGGAGUUCCACCAUCCGCGUUUCACCGCGCCUCGAGGUCCGCCGUCCACGAUUCACCGCGCCUCAAUCUCCGUGGUCCUCUAGUCCGAAUAUGCAUUCCUUCGGUUACAGAGCGAACGCUUUGUUCACGUUCGCCAUUACCAUUCUUGCCCUUGUGUGCGCUAUGGCUUCCCUCUCCGACAGCCUCAACUCCCCCUCUCCCUCUGCCCAUGUCCAGGUCUUAAACAUUAACUGGUUUCAGAAACAGCCCAACGGAAACGAUGAGGUCAGCAUGACAAUGAAUAUAUCAGCAGAUUUACAAUCUCUUUUCACAUGGAACACAAAACAGGUUUUUGUCUUUUUAGCUGCCGAGUAUGAAACUCCAAAGAAUUCUUUAAAUCAGAUAUCGCUAUGGGAUGGUAUCAUUCCCUCUAAAGAGCAUGCAAAGUUUUGGAUUCAUACUUCAAACAAGUACCGCUUCAUCGACCAGGGAAGGAAUUUGCGUGGUAAAGAAUUUAACUUGACUAUGCACUGGCAUGUUAUGCCAAAGACGGGCAAAAUGUUUGCAGAUAAAAUAGUCAUGCCGGGUUACCGUUUGCCAGAGGAAUAUAGAUGAUUCUUUCUUGUCUUGUUAAUGAUGUAUUACUUUAACUUUAGCCUUUUCUAUAAUGGAUAUAGAGGGUUACCUCAAGGAACUAGAAUCAGGAAACCCGUGAUUUGACAAAGUGGAAAUGAAAUUUUCUUGUGGUAUUUAA